Molecule: messenger RNA, 6092 nt
Organism: Myotis brandtii (Brandt's bat)
Lineage: Eukaryota; Metazoa; Chordata; Mammalia; Chiroptera; Vespertilionidae
Gene: FAM169A
Product: family with sequence similarity 169, member A
Exons: 13
Coding region: 250-2262 (670 amino acids)
Source: RefSeq, a predicted model, not a curated record
UGUGAAAGAGUCGUUGGACCCCCAAAGGGGUCGCGACCCACAGGUUGAGAACCGCUGCUUUAAAUACUUCAGAGUGAAUCUUUUCAUCUGCGGGGGGUGUCAUUAGCAAAGGACCUCGGGCGCUGGGCUGGCGAGGAGCCUCGGAGAGACAGGGGAGGGCAGGAAGGUGGAGCCGGCGUCCUCGCGGGUCUGGGUUCGUGCGCGUGGACUACAUCGUGGAAGAGGAAAGGUGGACACGGGCAUUUGAGGAUGGCAUUCCCUGUGGAUAUGCUGGAUAAUUGCAGUCACGAGGAACUGGAAAAUUCUGCUGAAGAUUAUAUGUCAGAUCUAAGGUGUGGGGACCCUGAAAAUCCUGAGUGUUUUUCUCUUCUCAAUAUAACGAUUCCUAUUAGCCUGUCAAAUGUAGGCUUUGUACCUCUUUAUGGUGGAGAUCAGACCCAGAAAAUUCUUGCUCUUUUUUCACCUGAGGACUCACUCACAGCUGUGGCACUUUAUCUGGCUGAUCAGUGGUGGGCUGUUGAUGAUAUCGUAAAAACAUCUGUCCCUUCUAGAGAGGGGCUUAAGCAGGUGAGAACUCUUGGGGAGAGAGUGGUUCUGUAUGUUCUGAAUCGAAUUAUUUAUAGAAAACAGGAAAUGGAGAGAAAUGAGAUCCCAUUCCUGUGUCAUAGCAGUACUGAUUAUGCUAAGAUUCUGUGGAAGAAAGGAGAGGCCAUUGGGUUUUAUUCAGUUAAGCCUACAGGAAGCAUAUGUGCCUCAUUUCUUACCCAAAGCUACCAACUGCCAGUUCUUGAUACAAUGUUUAUAAGAAAGAACUAUCGAGGCAAAGAUUUUGGGCUUCAUAUGCUGGAGGACUUCGUUGAUUCCUUUACAGAAGAUGCACUUGGCUUGCGGUAUCCACUGUCCUCUAUAAUGUACACAGCUUGCAAGCAAUACUUUGAAAAGUAUCCAGGAGACCAUGAACUCCUUUGGGAAGUUGAAGGUGUUGGACACUGGUACCAGAGAAUACCUGUCACCAGAGCAUUACAGAGAGAAACACUUAAAAUUACAGUAGUUCCUCCAAAUGAAGCUAAAAGAACUACGUCUGGAGGAUAUGGUCUCGCAUCUGUUCCAGAAUAUGAAGCAGGAACUGAAGAUAGUCAGUCUAGUGAAAUGCAGCUAACUAUUGAUUCUCUAAAAGAUGCCUUUGCAAGCACUUCUGAAGGUAAUGAUAAAACACCAGUUUCCACUCGGACUCGAAGUAGUCAUCUGAAGCGGCCAAAGAUUGGAAAGCGGUUUCAGGAUUCUGAAUUUAGUGGUUCUCAAGGGGAAGAUGAAAAGAUAGCUGAGACUUCACCUACAGCUUCCGUAAUUAAAUUGGAGUCUACUUCACACACAUCAGAGAGCUCAGAAGAAUUACUAGAAGAAGAACAUGCACAGAGUGUGGUUGAAUUUGAGGACGGAAGUAGUGAUAAAGAUGCUCAUUCAACACCUAAAAUCCAGUCACAUCUGGAGAAGCAAGAUGGUGAAAAGGAAUCUGAAGUAGAGCCUAUGAAUGGUGAAGUAAUGGAUGAUACUAUUAAGACCUCUCUUAUAAUUGAAGAGGAGGACUCCACUAGUGAAGUUUUAGAUGAAGAAUUUAAAUUGCAGCCUUUUAAUUCCAGUGAAGACCCUACAAAUCUAGUUCCGCUGGUGGUAGAAUCUUCAAAACCCCCUGAGGCUGUUGCACAGGAUAAGACCUCACAUGUAACUGACUCCGAAGUGUUGUUAAAUGAAGGCCCAUCUGAUGGAAAGGGGCACACAGAAGAGAAACUGCCACAAGUUCCAAGAAAGAAGGCACAUUUUGUUAGUUCAGACAAUGCUGCCACUAUCCCACAUGAAGAACAAUCUGACAGUGGUUUUCCAAACUCUGUGGUAGCUGAAUUUUCUGAGGAACCGAUCUCUGAAAAUUUGUCACCCAAUACUACUUCCUCAUUGGAAGACCAGGUUGAAGAGGGGGUGUCUGAGCCCCAGGAAACAUCUCCAGCUGUUCCUCAGAGUUCUUUGAUAGAGGUUGAACUUGAAGAUGUGCAGUUUUCACAGAAUGCAGGACAGAAGAACCAGUCAGAGGAGCAGUCGGAAGCAUCUUCUGAGCAACUGGAUCAGUUUACACAAUCAAUAGAAAAAACUGUGGAUAGCAGCUCAGAGGAAAUAGAAGUGGAAGUGCCUGUUGUAGACAGGCGGAAUUUAAGAAGAAAGGCCAAAGGAUACAAAGGACCCGCUAAGAAGAAAGCCAAGCUGACCUGAAUGAAGAAAUGCAGAUCACAAAUCCUCUUUGUAACAUAAUUGUUUUUAAGAUAUGGUAAUAAAUAGCACGGGGCACAGGACAAAAAUUCCAGAAUUUCACUUUGAGCUUAUUUAUGAUGCUGUUUUUCCCUCCUCCUUAGGGCUUAGGAUUCAUCAUUGUUUUUAAUUUUCAGGUUACUUUGUGUAAAUACAGUUUUUUAAUUUUUAUUAACCAUGUUUCGAUUUGGGGAAACCAGACCAUACUGUAUUUUCUUUAGUAGUUGGGGCCAUCUGACUAUUAAUAUUUCAGGAUAUAUAAAUUAAAAAACAAAGUAGUAGGCUUUUCAUUGUGAGGAUUACAGAAAUCUUUUACACUUGAGUUUUAAAUAGUAAACUUGGGGAGCGUUCUAGAAGUUUUAGCUUAACUAUCAAAACUAAUCACCAUUUUAAAAAAUGUAGGCAUGCCUAAACAAAAAUGGCAGUAUAUUAGAAUAAUUUCGACUAAAUGAGAGCACAAAUACAUAAAUUUUUGGUCAAAGGUUUAUGAGGGCGGUAUUUUGGCCUCUUAAUUCAUUGUAGUGUAGAUGCAGUUUCUUCAUUUGACUUUUCCGAAUAGGUACAAACUUUCCAACUCACUCCUUAUAACGUCUAAUAUUAACAGUAGUGCUAGGGAUUUAACUCUGGCAUGUAGGUACUAAUAUAAUUAUUUAAAUUUUCUUUUGAAGUUGGGGACUAUACUUUUGUCUUCACCUAGUUAACACAUAUACAUUAGAAGUAAGAGGUCCCUUCCUAAGAGUUCUCCUUAAUCCUGCUGUUGCCCUUAUUCUAGAAUCUUAUUUAUAUUCCUCUCAGCGUUCAUCCACUUCCCUCACAGAGUGAAUCCUGUCAAAAAACCUGCCUGCCAGCUUAUGCCCUUGGCAUCACUUUGGGUAGGUAUGAAACUACGCCCCACUUAGAUCUGGAUGACAGCAGUAACGCUGCCCUAGGAACUGUUGUUACCAGAGCUUAAGUGAAAUUGGAGGCUUUGUCCCUUUGGUCUUGCUUUUACUCUUGAUUUGUUUUGAGGACAGGUUACAAGCCAGCCUGUUCAUUGUGUUGCCAUAGCAAAGGCCUUUGCCCAGGAAAACUCAAAAACAAAAAAACCCUCAAUUGUUAAUUUUUUGUAGAGUAAUUUAUUUAGAAAUGAACAAAAUGGUUAUUCUUAGGAUCCAAAGAGAAAUUCGAAAUAAUACUGCUCUUUGGAAGUAUUAUGUGUACUCAGAUGUGUACUUAAGUUGAAGAAUGCUUUGAGACCACUUAGAUUGUUUUUAAAACAGGCUUGGUUCAUUAUGAAAAAAUGAGUUAGAACUUUUUGUCAUUAUUUGACAAAUAAUGCUAAGGAUUGAUGUUAAAUGUUUUUUAGUCCACAGUCAAGUUAUGUCAUUACAUUUUUCAGGGUGAUGUUGGUAUUUUAGAAAGAUCUAAGUUCUUUAACAGGCAAAAUGGCAAACCCUCCUAUUCAUUGUAAAAUUUUGAGUACUUGUAUCCCCAAAUUUUCUUUAAUUAUUGGUUGGGAUAAGCCAGAUUUCAUGCUAAAUGAAAAUUACAGCACUUUGGCUGUUUUCUCAAAAAAAUGCUAAAUAAGUGAAAGAAAAAAGUAUGAGUAGUACUAAUUCCCUAUCAAAUGUUUAUGUUCUUACAUGUUUUAUGAAAAACAUUUGUUAAAACCACAAAUAGGGAAUUAAAGAUUAAGAUUUAGUGAGUUCUUAUUCUUAACCUUUCCAUUUUAAAUUUAUGAUAAAAAUCCAACACUUAUUUUACUUGGGAUUAUUCAUUUUCUCUUCAAAAUACUUUCUAUAAAAAGGUGGAAUUUAAGAAGGUUGAAUUCACUGACAACUCUUGAUGUGUGAAUAUGGUUACUGAGUUUACAAAAAGAAAUGGUUAUUCAUGUAUGAUUGCCAGGGACUAACAGUACAAACUUGUUGAACUUGUUUGGUUUAUCUUAAACAAGAUGUGCAUUUUAGGCAAUUUCAAAACUUUUUGUUCAGCACACAAGAAAACUUGUUACAUGUUGUCUGGCAGAAAAAUGUUAUUUUGGCGCUUAUAAAUAGUAAAGGAGAAAAAGUGAGUCACAUGAAAAACCCUAACAUUCACAUUCAGUAACAUGCUUUUUCAGUAAAUGAGUUCUGUACUCAGUGAGUAUAGAAUUUAUAACAAAAUAUAUCAACUAGGAAACUAAAUAAAACUUAAUCAGAUACUUGUUUUUGCAAGUCAUUAGUAAAACUUUCAGAACUAGAGGACAGAAAUUUGAUUUCAAACAGCUAGUCCAGUUGUUGAGUAUCCAGUCACAUUCUGUAAUUUGUGGACUGUUUUGUUUAGAAGUCUUAUUCGUGGAGAAGGAAGUUCACUUUAGUUUGUGUAAAUAUGUAUUUCCUUGUGUAAUAUAGAGCAGUUAACAAAAUUUUAGUUCUUUUAAGUUUAUUCAAUUGCUGGACAUCACAGAAAUAAGUAUAUUUAAGAAUUUAUUAUAAAGCUCUUCUACAGCUUUUAAAGAUGAGGGUCUAUUAUGAUUUUUUAUAAAAUCAAAUAGCAUGACAGACUAUCAGUCACUUGCUUAAAUUGUGUCUCUAUUCAUGGUGUUUUCCAUUAAGUACAGAGAAUUAUCACAGGAAAGAUAACUACUAGUGAUUAAUGGUUCACUUUUUGCUGACCACCAGAACACUAUGCUAUCUAAAAUGGUUUUAGUGACUUUAGAAAAUUAUCUUGGUGGGUUGUGAUUGCAUCAAAUUGAGAGUUUACCUAGCAUCUGAUAUCUGUUCUUAUGUUCUGCUUUACCCUUAGGGAUUACCUUCUAAAUUUGGUCACACCAGCAAUCUGAAACAGAAUCUUAAAGUGUAAAUAAAGAAUUUAUACUAACACUCAUCCAUGUGACAGUAUUUUACAAAUAUAUUUCUGCCUGGUAUGUCCACUAACAUCAAUAUUGUUCAAGGUGUUAUCCGAUAUUUCAUGGAUGUGAUGAGUUAUGUUUCUGUUAAUAUCAGGCUUUGUUAAUUUGCUUAUUUUAAAAAAUAUCUCAAUUCUGUAGCAUCAUGUGCUUACCUUUAGUCAGUGUUUUCUUUCACCUUCCAAAACCUAAGUCAUUCAUUUCUAUUAGUGGCAAAAUCAUGUUAAAACUAAUUGUAAGAAAGGUUAAGCUUCUGUCAUUGUGAAGUAAUUGUAUUAUCCUGGAUAGUCAUUCCCAAGGACUAGCCAGCCUUUCUUUUCCUGUGUUCUAAACCUUUUAUUGUUUAUAGAACUUAGAAAAGAUAUUGCAGUAUUUAGAAUAGCAAGUCUUACUGAAAUUUUCUUAGUUGUUUUUUUAGUUGAAAAGUAGUAAUUAAACAUAUAUUUUGUGAUUGUUCUUGGUCUGUGUUUUGAAAUUCUUUCCCUUUUCUUUUCCCUAAUUUCAUUGAUGAUGUAUUUGGAUACAGAAUUUGUUCAUACUGGUUGUACCUUCAGAACAGAUUUUUAAAAAUAAACAAUUUAAAACGAUUAUAUAUUAAUAUAUAGACACCCUAAAGCUCAAAGCCACCAACAUAAUUCAUAUCACAAAGGUGCUUUGACAAUUACCCUAAAACAUGAUCUUUUUUUAUAUUAUGUGAUUACAAAUAUAUUUCUCUUUUAAGGGCAUCAGUGCAGUCUUUCUUUUUAAAACCAUUUUUUCUGGAUUUAAACAAAUUUUUCAGACUCUAAAAAUAUAUACUACCGAGUUCAGAAUACAGAAAAUGCUAAAAGUAUAAACAUUUUGGUGUUUUUCAUGUUCCAAGUAGAAAGCACAGUUCCAAGUAGGUGUUACUAUAUAUGAUGAGAGAAGAAAAUGUUUAACAUACUAA